AUGCCCACUGUAGAUGACAUUCUAGAGCACAUUGGGGAAUUUAACUUCUUCCAGAAACAAACCUUUUUUAUUUUGUCCCUAAUUUCUGCCACCUUCACCCCCAUCUAUGUGGGGAUUGUUUUCCUGGGCUUCACCCCAGAUCACCGCUGCCUGAACCCUGGAGUUUCAGAGCUAAGCAAACGAUGUGGCUGGAGUUUGGAAGAGGAGCUGAAUUACACAGUGCCAGGCCUGGGGUUACCAGGAGACGCUUUUAUCAGCCAGUGCCGGAGAUAUGACGUGGACUGGAAUCAGACAGCCCUCAGCUGCACGGACCCUUUUGCCAAUUUUACCAGCAACGGGAGCCACAUCCCUCUUACCACCUGUCAGGAUGGCUGGGUAUACGACACUCCAGGCUCCUCCAUUGUCACUGAGUUUAACCUGGUAUGUGCCAAUUCAUGGAAACUGGACCUGUUUCAAUCGAUUGUGAAUGUCGGAUUUUUUAUUGGCUCUGUGGGCAUCGGUUACAUAGCAGACAGGUUUGGUCGUAAGCUGAGCCUUUUAAUUACAAUUCUCAUAACUGGUGUUUCGGGAGUACUCAUGGCCCUUUCUCCAAGCUACACCUGGAUGUUAAUCUUCCGAUUUAUCCAAGGACUGGUCAGCAAGUCUGGGUGGUUGAUAGGCUACAUCCUGUUGACUGAAUUUGUCGGCCUGAAGUACCGGAGGACUGUGGGAAUUUGUUACCAAAUGGCUUUCACCGUGGGCCUCCUGAUUCUGGCAGGGAUUGCUUAUGCUCUACCUUCUUGGAGAUGGCUGCAGCUCACAGUUUCCCUGCCCUACUUCUGCUUCUUGCUCUACUAUUGGUGCGUUCCAGAAUCUCCCAGGUGGUUGAUCUCUCAAAAUAAAAAUGCAAAGGCCAUGAAAAUUAUUAAGUACAUUGCAAGGAAAAAUCAGAAACCUUUGCCAGCCUCUCUUCAGAGCCUUAAACCUGAUGAGGAAGCCAGUGAAAAGAUGGAUCCUUCCUUUAUUGACUUGGUCAGAACUCCUCAGAUAAGGAAGUAUACUUUGAUCUUGAUGUACAACUGGUUCACAAGUGCUGUGCUUUAUCAGGGCCUCAUCAUGCACAUGGGACUUGCAGGUGGGAAUAUCUAUUUGGAUUUCUUCUAUUCUGCUCUGGUUGAGUUCCCAGCUGCUUUUAUCAUUAUCUUCACCAUUGAUCGCAUUGGCCGCCGCUACCCUUGGGCUGCAUCAAAUAUGGCGGCUGGGGCAGCCUGUCUCAUCUCAGCUUUUCUUCCCGAUGAUCUAAUGUGGCUAAAAAUUACAGUUGCAUGCCUGGGUAGAUUGGGGAUCACAAUGGCCUAUGAAAUGGUUUGCCUGGUCAAUGCUGAAUUGUAUCCCACAUUCAUCAGGAAUCUUGGUGUAAUGGUCUGCUCUUCAAUGUGUGAUAUCGGUGGAAUGGUAACACCAUUCCUUGUCUACAGGUUGACUGAUCUCUGGCAUGAACUCCCCCUACUGGUUUUUGCUAUGAUUGGCUUAAUCGCUGGGGUGUUGGUAUUGAUGCUACCUGAGACCAAAGGGAAGACCUUACCUGAGAGCAUUGAAGAAGUUGAAAAUAUGCAGAGACAAAGAAAAACUAAAGAGAAAAUCAUUUACCUCCAGGUCCAGAAACCAGAAGUUUAACUUAACUAAGAAGAAAGGAAAUCACCCCCAGUUAUGACCUGCUUUUCAUGACCCAAAGCCUGGAAACAGAAUUAUUCACCCAACACAAACCCCAUACAAUCUUACUUCCCUUUAUACCUCCUAAUCUUAGAUGUAUAUCCUAAUAGAACUUGUAACGCUAUUGACCCAGAGGACCAAAGGCUUAGGGAGCUAUAUCCUGUCAACCCCACCCACCCCCCACAGCACUCUCCAGGUCCCAGCUUUCCCAGGAUAAUGACCAUCACUUUGUAUGGGAAUUGUUCCACCUUUGUAUUUCCAUUAUUGACCCCUUUCUCCAUAGUUACUUGUGCCCUGGAAACAGUGAAAGUGAUGGGGGGAGAUGGGAAGAAACAGUAACUUAUAAAGAAGAGAAUGUGUUUUGCUGAUUGAAGAAAAAUAUCAAGGUCAUUGCCUGAUUGUCCACAAUGGCUGAAAACAUUUUUGAAUACGCCCUUCUGUACAAUGAAUGAGGAAAUUUCUGAAUACCGUGCUUAUUUUCUGUGGCCUACUUGAAUGCUUACUGUGUGGUUAAGAGGAACUCAAAAUAACGGAAUUGAGGAGAAAUCAGUUAUUCCCUUUUGUCUUCAGACUGGAUGAUAACUGAGCAAUUCUGUGCCAAUGCUAACACAGUCCUUCUUUAAAGAUCCAGAAAGGGGCUGUGAUGACUGGGCUGCUGCUUGUUAGGAUGGCAUCAUUAAGGGUACACAGAUGGUAAAGAUUUUACAAGCUGGUGAAAACUGCAAAGGCACAUGUUUCUUGUUUUCUAUACUUAUCUACAAGACUAAGAUGAAAACGCUAUUGAGUUUGGCCAAGGCUGAAACAGUAAUAACAAUAAUGCCACUUUGAGAUACAGAAUUGUGUUAGUAAGUGUCAUAGCUAUAUCUCCAAGCCAGGGCCUCUAAAGCCAAUUCUAGGGUUCUUUUCUCUAUACCUCACAAGAUCAAGUUGUUUGUGCAACUUGGAUAGCAUAAAAGGAUGGAUAGCAUAAAAGGCCAGGGGAAGAAAGGUAGGUAGAGGACUGGGAGUCAAGAAAAUGAGUUAAAAUCUUGCCUCAGAUACUUAACUAGCUUUGUAAUCCUUAGUAAAUCACU
Messenger RNA from Vombatus ursinus (common wombat), 2765 nucleotides. Its product is annotated as solute carrier family 22 member 2-like. NCBI's taxonomy places the organism in Eukaryota, Metazoa, Chordata, Mammalia, Diprotodontia, Vombatidae. The coding region runs from base 1 to 1656 and encodes 551 amino acids. The record is from RefSeq and is a predicted model, not a curated record. Gene Ontology annotation, biological process: transmembrane transport. The transcript has 11 exons. Gene Ontology annotation, cellular component: membrane.